Menidia menidia (Atlantic silverside) is the source of this 2315-nucleotide messenger RNA. The record is from the annotation of a GenBank genome assembly. Lineage: Eukaryota; Metazoa; Chordata; Actinopteri; Atheriniformes; Atherinopsidae.
UAUUCAACACUUCAAAUAUAGAUCUUGGAAAUGAACAUUUUUUCUGGUAAAACUUUCCCUGAUGGUGUUUUCAUUCACCUGGGCCAACAAAUGAUUUGCUUAACUGAGGACAAUUUCAGAUCCCCAUUUCUCAGCUGAUGAGGCUCUUUACAGUUUUACCUCACCUGCUUUUUAUUCAAACGAAACUUGAACUGAACACCUUAUAGGACUAUGCCAGAACUGGUUCUGGACCACCACUAACUGGCUGUUGGGUAAGCCUUCUUCUGCUCCAGAUGACUACUGAAAGGGUGAGGUGUCUUUUUUGGGAAGAUUUGAGCUUGACCCUUAUUGCUGAGAGGUUAAAAAAUUAGGUUAUUUCCACCCCCUGCAGCUACAAUUAUGAACAGGCAUUUUUGGAGGGAUUCAUCUAUCAGCUUAUCGUUUUUAGGGUCCAGUGGUACAAACAUUGAUGGAAGAUGUUGUAGCUGCCCUGAAGAAGAAAAAAUCAACAGUGCAGUUGGUACAACUUUGCAUGAAUUUGCUUUUUAGGCGCAGGUUCUGUUCCACGGAGCGUGGGUCAGGCUUUCCUCCGGCCGCGUAUUGGUCCACAACCCCCCGCCGUUAUUCGCAGCCAACUAAGUCAAAUGAACGGAUUUCACGUUCUCGCAGCAGAAACGGUGCACGUGCUUGUCCAAACGCUAAUCUGAAGCAGAUUGCCGCAAAAAAGCCAAUGACACUGUCUCUCAGCAUCCCACGGCCGCACGGAUUGCAGCAGCGUCUAACGGUAAAAAAAAAACAAAAAAAAAAAAAAACAGCGCAAGGUAGCGCAUGGGCAGCCAGCGGGGAAUUAUUCCCGAUCGCAUCACAUCCCUGAGCUUACAUGGCGUCCCUUCACACAGACCCGUGAAUUUAAUGUGCGGGCUAACAAGAUAGCCGCCUCUUUCCUUUUUUUUUUUUUUCCCCUCUCACCCUUGAUAAUUAUUAUUUAAUUUGCAGCCUCCGUUCUCUGCGUGGGGAGAGCGACAGAGAGGAAGAUGCAGCGCUCCUUGCUUUCAUAGUCUAACGUAAACGUAUAUUUUGUAGAUGAAGGCGGUGGAUGUGGGCUACACUAAAGGCGGACGAGCUCCUCUGUUUUUUGUUUAUUAUUCCAGGAGCAUACAUAUCAUCUGUGCAUAUCAAGGUGUCUUUGGGAAGGAUAUGGACAUCCUGGGGACAUGAGAAGGAGGCUUUGUUUUGAAUCACGACUGUCAAAUAUGAUUCAAUUUGACUUUCUAAUCAGCUUUAACAAGUCUACAUUAGGUGUUGAGAACACAUUCGUUAGAGGGAGGUUCCUAUCAAGUUGCGCCUGCCCUCUCCGAUUUCCCUCCCCUUUCGGUUUCUGGGUGGAUAUGUGGAUAAUUGUCCCAGCCGUCUUCAUCUCCUCCGGCAUAAAACUUACAGAAGGAAAGUUAUUUUCCCUUGUCUUUACACUGAUUCUCAAAAUUUCUACUCUUGAGUGGAUAUUCAGCAUACAGUCAAAUCCAGGCUGCUCCAUCACAGCAGACAGAAACCUCUACAACAAAUCAGAUGGAGUCCUCAUCCAUCACCGAGACAUCUCCAGUGACCUGUCCAACCUUCCCCCGCCGCAGCGGCCAGCAUUCCAGAAGUGGAUAUGGAUGAACUUGGAGUCACCCUCACACUCAUCCCGCCUUCCCGGUAUUGAGAACUUGUUCAAUAUGACUCUCAAUUACCGUCAGGAUGCUGACAUUACCGUGCCUUAUGGGUCUAUCAUCCCAGAAGAGACUGAAGAGGACUUUGUACCACCUAGCAAAACCAAGCUGAUCUGCUGGAUUGUGAGCAACUGGAACCAGGAUCAUGCCAGGGUUAAGUAUUACAAUGAAUUGUAUAAACACAUUGAGGUUCACGCAUAUGGACAGGCCUUUGGGGAAUACAUCACUGACCAAGACUACAACCCCACCAUGGCAAGCUGCAAGUUCUAUUUGUCUUUUGAGAACUCGAUCCACAAAGACUACAUUACUGAGAAACUGUACAACCCACUUUCUUUAGGUACAGUACCAGUGGUCCUAGGCCCACCGAGGCAGAACUAUGAGAACUUCAUUCCAGGAGACGCCUUCAUCCACGUGGAUGACUUCACCUCAGCGAAGGAACUGGCUGAGUACCUGCUGCUCCUGGAUAAGAAUGAGGAAAUGUACCUCAAGUACUUUGCAUGGCGGCGGCACUUUAAAGUAAAAAAAGCUCAUUUCUGGGCAGAACACACAUGCCUGGCCUGUGAUUAUCUGAGAAGGCACAAAGAGUACAAGGCAUUCAAUAACCUUGACAAGUGGUACUGGGGUUGA